Molecule: messenger RNA, 3447 nt
Organism: Esox lucius (northern pike)
Lineage: Eukaryota; Metazoa; Chordata; Actinopteri; Esociformes; Esocidae
Gene: nudt22
Product: nudix (nucleoside diphosphate linked moiety X)-type motif 22
Exons: 7
Coding region: 468-1724 (418 amino acids)
Molecular function (GO): GDP-mannose hydrolase activity
Source: RefSeq, a predicted model, not a curated record
CGGACUUGAAAAUGUAACUUCCUGGGCGACAUUCCAAUUAUCUUUCUUUCACCCGAAGUGUACGGUUGUAAAGUCCCAUUCAUGAUUCUAAAUACAAUUGAUUGAUCGGUUGUGAGGAAUUUAGAAAGACUACCUUCAGCAAUGCUUGCUCUAAUCCACUGCUUUUGAAUGCGUGAAGGGAAGUUUUUGUUUAUUUACUAUUCAUAUCUGCCCAGGCAGCAGUUGCUAGUGCACGCUCCAGGAGAAGGCAAGAUAAUAGGAAUGCAGCCCUAAGUAUACUUGUGCAGCCGCGACUCCGACUGAUAAAACACCCAAACAGCUGUGACUUUCAAUUUUGAUGAUUACCAAACGUUCAAGGAACUGGUUCAGUUAGCUUCUAGUUAAGUCAUCUUGUGAACAUGUUUGGUGUUCAGGCUUGACUCGAUUAUACUAGAGCAGUGGAGGGAACAGUGUAUGGACUAGGCAAUAUGGAUUCUGAAGUCUCCGUGCUGUUGCAGUGCACGGCGUGGGGUGGUCUCCUGGAACCACAGGUGCAGGUGGAGCUUUCCGCAAGGUUUAACCGUCGGACAGAGCCAGCACUGGAGCGACACAUAGAGGAGGUGUGGAUUGAGAGGGUGAACAGGGAGCCUUGGCUUUUCAAUGGGGCCAAAUUCAGGCUGCACUCAUACAGCAUAACUUCAACUUCGCUGACCUGCAUGGACGGAGCAGGAGACAAACGUGACAGUCCAAGUUGUAUUCAUGAGGAAGAGGAGGGCUUACAAAAGACAGCAGGGAGUGCUGACCAUGGAAGAUCAAAUGUGCUCACACAUCAAAUAAAUGAAAUUAACAAAGUUGUACACGAACAGCAUAAUGAUACAGAUUUGAUUAGCUAUAAGCAGAGAGCAGGGUACCUCAGACCCGCACAUACCCCCAGCCUAGGUAUAGGUCCACCUUCAGGCAGAAGUAAAACAGAGACCCAACCAUGCCUACAGGGAGAUGUGAGUGAAGGUGAGGCUCCCACUCCCAUUCUGACCCUAAGGCUGGGCCUAACCUGCUAUAGGGAUUUCCUGGGUACCAACUGGUCUCAGAGAUCAGAGGAGCUACGCCAGCGCGGAGAGGCAGAGUUUGGGGAUCCUCUAGCCCUAUUGGCCCAGCCUCUGGGGGUAGGUGGAGUCCUUUGUACUUCUGACAGAAAGGUGGUGUUGAUCAGGAGGAGCCAGAAGGUGGCAGAGGCAAGGGGGCUGUUGGACAUCCCUGGGGGACACCCAGAACCCAAGGCGGUGUGUGAAGGACUGGCUGGUGUGACCGAGGACAAGAUCAGAGUGGAGAUGCUGCAGCAGAGGCAGGAGGCUGUGGUCAGGGAGCUGUUCUCUUCUGUCAGUGCAGAGAUCAGAGAUGAGGUGAAUGUUCCCUUAAGGUCUUUGGGGGAGCCGAUGCUCAUGGGCAUUGCUCUAAAUCACACCAGUGCAGGCAGACCCAGUGCAGAGUUCUACAUCAGUUGUUCACUGACAUCAGCAGAAGUUCAAGAGCUCUACUGGAAGGGGGGUGUUGAGGCCCAUGAAUCUACAGACAUUGUGUUCCUAAGAGAAAAGCAUCACUGUUGGACACAAUAUCCUCACAGAGAAGUCCUUGCUCACCACCCAGGGUGCUCAACGUCCAAUUUCCCACUCCGCAAAAAUGGGCUCCAUGCUCACAGGAAAAAAAACUGCAGCCCCGCUAACCGUUUUGUUUAUAAAACAACUUAAGCACCCCAUCUACUUGUGAUUAUCUAGGCAAAAAUUUGGUUUCGAAAUUGGCUACAUAAGGAAAGAGCUAUUAACAAAUAUAAAGAAUGGUGAUAAAAGACUAUCCUCAGCAAAAACCUGUCCAGAGCUCAAGGCUGAACAGAGAUUUAGUGCAACUGGAGCAGAUGAGAGAGCCUUCAAACAUUUUGGAAAGCAGCUCAAGCCAAAUGUGCAUCCCCCACAAUUCACUCACUCUGGGAUGUACCACUACCUGUCUGUUGUGCGCUUCUUAACUGUAGAUUUUUUUGGUCUGUAGUUAGGCUGUCUGUGCUACAUGGGUGGAACACAGACAACACAGCAACUCGUGUGGUGUAACCACAGAACGGUAAAGCCUGGAUCGGUCAGCACUGUGAACCCCAAUUCAAAAGAAAAAAUUCUGCCUACUGUGGUAUUUAGGAAUAAAUCAAGAGAGGAGCCACACUGAGGAGUGGCCAGUCCACUGUCUGUGUCAGCUAAAGAUUGAGUACAUUACCUUUUGGGACAUGUUUAGUAAACAAGUUUAGUAAACAAGUACUAAAAAUGGCUUCUUUAUUGUACAUAAUUUUAAUGUCCAAAUACUUUUCCUACCCUAAAAUGGGGGUCUAUGUACAGACUGCUGUAAUUGCUAAAUGGUUUGUCUGAUAUGGAUUAAAAUACCUCCAAAUUAAACCUGACCGUCUGCACUUUAACUGCUGAAAUGCAGAGCAAAAAAGCAAACAAAUGUAGCACAACAUUUGCAGUGCACCAUACAUGAGAAACAACGUUAAGCCAUGACUCCAAAUCUGAGUCACAGCUGCAGUUGUCACAUGCAGUUUGGCUAAACAGAUGACAGUUUAUAACAGGAUUAUAUUAGCUUGCACUCUCCACUUGUGAUUAGCCUAAAACAAUCAGUCCCACCACAAAACUAGCAGGCUCAGACUAGACCUUAAAAACGGCUGAGAUAUGCACAUGUAGGCAUCUGAUCAUUAUGUUUUAUAAUCUACCAGGCACACGAAUGUAAUCUGUGGCUUCGUCAAAUAGGCCAUAUGUAACAUUGCCAGACUAGUUUUGGUGAGGGACCAUUACAGGAGCAGAUGGGAGUCGUUUAGAAAGCCAAUGGGUGCAGUAAGAAAAGCUGAGGGUCGGGGCAGGAUAAAGUGGAUAAGACUUCAUUUAUUUCCCCUUAUUGUGUAAAGUGUUUGGGUGACAAUGCUUUUUUUUAUUAAUCAAAUCCAUUAUGAGUUAAUUGGUCAGAAGAUGACUUACAUAUCUGGGCAGGCCCCAGUACUGCUGAUGACUACCUGGGUACGGCUGCUGGUUGAACCAUGUACCUCCCCAACCUGCAGACAAACAAACCAAAAGCUGGCGUUAUUGCUGUAAAUAUAGGAAACCCAAGACUUUAAUUAACCUGACAAAACAUAAUAUGUAAUUGCACAGCGAUGUAAUGCAUUUCUUUACAAUUGUCUACGUGGAGCACUGAGUAAGACAUUUAAUGAUAAUAAUGAUGUCCGAAACUGCAUACAGUGGUUCUAAAAUGCACAUGGUCUGCAAUCCAGAGAAGUAAAAUAACUGAUAUGAGGAAAAAAAGCAGUGACCUUUUUAAGAAGUGUUUUUAUUGCCAAGUCAGUUUCACAACAAACUAGGAAUUUUUCCUGGUCCGUUAGUGCAGCAAUUUUGUACAAAAGAAAUAAAAACAAUAAGAAUAGUGGACUGAGCAUUAAUAAAU